CACAAGUAUUAUUGAGGAGGCUAUUACACUUUCUCUCUCUUCUUCUCUACUUCUAUAUAGCUAAACCAAGCUACAUUGUAAUACAAGAGAACAUACACACACACCCUUAAGGAGAAACUAACAAAUAUUUUCAGUUUGAGAGAGAAGGGAAAGUUAAAAGAGUGUUUGGAUUUCAGUGAGAAGCCAAAAAUGGAUACUUUGAUUGGAAAGGAGAAUGGUUUGAACAUGAGGGAGACUGAGCUUUGUCUUGGUUUGCCUGGCGGAGGCGGCGGCGGCGAGGUUGAAACUCCUAGAGCUGCUGGAAAGAGAGGUUUCUCUGAGACAGUUGAUUUGAAGCUGAAUAUUCAGACCAAGGAAGAUCUGAAUGAGAAUCUGAAGAAUGUUUCAAAGGAGAAGAGCAUGCUUAAGGACCCUGCCAAGCCACCAGCUAAGACUCAAGUAGUUGGUUGGCCACCAGUGAGGUCAUACAGAAAGAACAUGAUGGCACAAAAGGUUAACAAUUCUGAGGAGAAUGAGAAGACAACAAGUAGCACUACUGCUGGUGCAUUUGUUAAGGUUUCCAUGGAUGGAGCACCUUACCUUCGUAAGGUCGACUUAACAAUGUACAAAACCUACAAAGAUUUAUCCGAUGCCUUAGCCAAAAUGUUCAGCUCCUUCACCACUGGUAACUAUGGGGCCCAAGGAAUGAUAGACUUCAUGAAUGAAAGCAAGUUGAUGGAUCUUCUUAACAGCUCUGAGUAUGUGCCAACCUAUGAAGAUAAGGAUGGCGACUGGAUGCUCGUGGGAGAUGUCCCAUGGGAGAUGUUUGUUGAAUCAUGCAAGCGUCUUCGCAUAAUGAAAGGAUCAGAAGCUAUUGGGCUUGGUAUGUAUAUAUAUAUAACAUCAUUUUGUUCAUUUCUGGCUAUUGAUCCUAAAGUUGGAAUUUUUUUCUAUGUAUUUUUUCAGCACCAAGAGCAAUGGAGAAAUGCAAAAACAGAAGCUAAAUACAUAUCUUAUAUGAAAGUCCUGUACCAAAGUGGACCUAUAAGAAAAGAUAUAUAUGAAGCUAGCACUACUUGUGGAUUAUUGGAGUGUUGUUAGUUUGGAUGUGUCUUCAGUGUUUUUUGUUUUGUUCGUAUAUAGAUUCAACUUUAAUUUUCAAGUAUUUGUAAUCGACAUGAAGCAAUAAACUUAACCAAACCACCUAUAUACUAUAUAGUUUGCCUUGUUUAA
This is a messenger RNA of Lathyrus oleraceus (garden pea), 1212 nucleotides long. RefSeq names its product auxin-responsive protein IAA14. The transcript is spliced from 4 exons. NCBI's taxonomy places the organism in Eukaryota, Viridiplantae, Streptophyta, Magnoliopsida, Fabales, Fabaceae. Gene Ontology annotation, biological process: regulation of DNA-templated transcription. The record is from RefSeq and is a predicted model, not a curated record. Gene Ontology annotation, cellular component: nucleus. The coding region runs from base 190 to 1080 and encodes 296 amino acids.